Symbiodinium sp. CCMP2592 is the source of this 426-nucleotide messenger RNA. The record is from the annotation of a GenBank genome assembly. NCBI's taxonomy places the organism in Eukaryota, Dinophyceae, Suessiales, Symbiodiniaceae.
AUGACGUGCUACAGUAAGCUGUGGGGUGCGACCAGGGGUCAACGAGAUCCCACGUCGGUUUCGGAUUCAGCCCCGCGCCAGAAAGUGGCGGAAUCUGUUGUAUCUUUCAUCUUCGCUGAGGAGACUCACAGUGGUGGGCAGCUUGCUCCAUACGGUGAGAACACCUUCGUAGAGGUCCCGCACCUGCCCACGCAGCUGCCAAUGACCGAGCUCGAGGCCGAGGUGCAGCGCACGAGCCGAGUGGCAGCCUUCCUGGCACAGGAUGCCGCCGUCCUGUCGAAGGAACUGCAGGGUCUUCAGAUCUCUCUGCGAGGGCAUGCGAGGUUAGAGCCCGAUCCUGCUGAGGCACCCGCGGUCUCCGCGCUGGCGCUGGGCUCGGAGGAGUUCCGAGCCGUCCCCGAGGCUCGGAGCAAGCGGUGUUUUUAG